AUGAUCUUUAGUGUAGUCAGCGGCUUCCGAAAAUACUUGAACGAAAAAAUGAGCUUUCUUUAUAAAGAAUUUUCUUUCUUUCUUUGUCAUUUCAACACAUUUUAUUGCCUUUCUGUCUUUUAUUUUCAUACUAUUUCGCUUUAUAUCACUUCUUUCUUUAGUUCUUUGUGUCUGCCUGUCUCCCUUCCUGCUUUCUUUUUUCUUUCAUUUUACUGUCUGUCGUUACAUCUUUUAUUUUCAUAUUAUUUCGCAUUAUAUCACUUUUUUCUUUCUCUAUUUAUUACUUUUUUUCUUCCUUCCUUUCUUUCUUUCGGUCUGUCUGUCUAUCGUCUUUAUUUUUUCUCUUUGUCUUUCUGUCAUUCUUCUUUCUUUUAUGUCUUUCUGUCUAUCUGUCUUUCUCUUUUCUUUCUUUCUUUAAUUUCGUCAUUCUUUCCCCUUUUAAAUUUGCAUGCAAUUUCACUUUUAGUUCUUUUAUUAUUUUCUUUUUUAUAUCUUUAUUUUUUUCCCCUUGUUUAUCUUUCAUUCUCAUUUUCGUUUCAUAUGGUAUUCGCUUCUGUGUUUCCCAUUCAUUCUCCUUCUCCUUUUUCUUUCUUCCCUUCUUACCUUCAGUGCACCCGUUUUCCUUCCUUUCGUCGCCGAUUUUCUCCGUGUUUGCUUUUCAAAAGCAGCUAUGGGUAA
This is a messenger RNA of Acanthosepion pharaonis, 678 nucleotides long. Lineage: Eukaryota; Metazoa; Mollusca; Cephalopoda; Sepiida; Sepiidae. The record is from the annotation of a GenBank genome assembly.